AAUAUGACGUCGAUGGGCCAAUCUAGGAAUAAUAAAAAAGAAAACAAGAUUGAUGAAGGGACCUAGGACGAGAUAGGAUAUAAAGUGUAGUGUUGCUGGGGCGGCGUGGAAUAGACGGGCAGCAGACGUGCGUGAUUCUGAAACAGACGGGCAGUACUGGACAAAUAGGUGAUGCUCCUCGGUGGCUCUGGAAUAGACGGGAAGCGGACAAAUGUGAUGUUGGUUGGUUGCUCCGGAACAGAUGGACAGCUGACAGAUGAGCAGGAGGAGCUGCCUAAGUGAAGACAUGGCUGUGGUGUUGUCCCUGGAGCAUGGUGCUAUCAUAGACCAUGAGGCAUGGAUACUCCAGCUUCUUGACCAACACAACUUUUACCAUCAUGAAAAAAGGACUCUAAAUUUCCAAGGCCUCUUUGACAUCAGGACCCCAUUUCUUAUGGAUGGCCAGGCACAGAAAAUUGCAGAAAGACUUGAAAGAAAAAGAGAAGAAACAUUAGAGCCAAAGAGAAAGAAGAAAAAGAAAGGAUUGACUUCAGAGACCAGCCCUCACAAAGAUGCCUGAGCAGGACCACAUCCUCAGCACACUCUCUGCUCUCCAGUCAACUCCAGAAUUCAAAGCAAACAUCCACAUACACUCCCACACAUGAUGAUUAUAGAAUGAAUAACAUCAAAGUUAGAAAUUUAAGAACACGACUCAUGGAGGCAUCCAAUGUCACAUUGGCAAGGCUGGAUGGAGCUACUGAGGGUGGCGGGUUUAGUACAAAAGUGAUGUGUGGCUCCAAGUACAUCCUCCCUCCCCACACACGCUACAUUUGUGAUGACGUUGCCAACAUUCUCAAUCACACUUCAGGUGAAAGGUUUGAUUUCGUGGUGAUGGAUCCACCAUGGCAGAACAAGCAUGUGAAGAGGAAGAAAUCUGUUCAUGGGAGCAAACAAGGGUACAGUAUGAUGAAUAUUAAAGACAUCUUGAAGAUUCCUGUUGAUCAUUUAUUGAAAGCUGGAGGUCUUGUUGCUGUGUGGAGCACAAGCAAUCCUUCACACAUGCAAGAGUUUCUCCAGAGUCUACACACAUGGGAUGUUGAACACGUUGCAACGUGGUACUGGCUGAAGGUGACAAAAGCUGGGGAGCCCAUAACACUUCAGGAAGGAAGGUGUCACAGCAAACUGCCUUAUGAAAGAGUCUUUAUUGCACGAAGGAGCAAGACAGGAGGGUGCUUUGAGGACAUCCCUGAUAAGUUUGUCUUCUGCAGCAUACCAAGUGGAAUACACUCACAUAAACCACCUCUUUACAAGCUUCUGAAGAGGUUUCUGGCACCUCAGCCUCAGUGUCUGGAGCUGUUUGCAAGAAAUCUGGUUCCUGGAUGGACGAGCAUUGGAUUGGAGGUACUGCGACUGCAGCAUAGUUAUCUGUUUGAAGACUUGGAGGACUGUUUAUGUUUAUAAUGUACAGUAAACUAUUAAACAGAACUCUAUAAACUACAAAAAAACAUACACAUGCAUACAUAUACCAAGGCUCUCUCCUCCAAAAAGGGAGAUAGCCAAAACAAGGCACAUAACUUUCACACCCACACUCUUUCACACCACUCACUUUCUUAACACCUUGGUCCCCAACGAAGCGUUUGUUUCUCUUCUCGUGGAAAAAUUUUCACUAUGCAUAGACACUUGCCAUACUGUAAAGUGGCUUGAAAUGUCCAAUGUCCAAUUCAUAAAUUAACUUGUUUACUCUGAAUCUGAAAGCUGUCCUUUGAAGCAUCAUGGACUCACUAACAUUGAUCUGAAGGCCUUGAGUGUUGUGCUAAUGUGUGCAGGUUUGACACAUUAUCAGUCAAGCUAAUAUGACCAAAACCUAAAUGGAUUUUGGUAGACCAGGAUUCCCCUGUCACUAUAAUCCACUUCAUUAUUUCAGUAUUAAGAUUUGUUUAGUUUACCAUAACCACUUGGUAAAUAAACCUUGCCUGUACCUUCUUCCACUUCAGCCAUACCAUGCUGACAUAGUGCCUGGUCUCACAGAUAAGUUGUGUUCAUUUUCACCAAGAACUGAUUCUCACCAAUAUUAGUCUGAGAUUGUUGCAAUUGAAAAGUGCAAAAAUUAUAAAUAGAAACUGAAAUCAUUGCAGUAUAAAUCAUGUAACAUGUAUAAUUCAGCUAAUCAGGUGGGACAGACAGAGCUUCUUCACUGCAGUGGGCAGGGCUUUAUAGUGUAAAAUUACCAUCUUAAAAAAUUACUGCAACUCAGAGCAUUAUAAUAAUUGAUUAAUUUCAGCACCAUGAUCAUAACAAUCCAGUGAUCUCAGUACCUUAAGAGAGCAAACUGCACUCAAAUGUUCACUUCUUCACUUUUAUCAUUCUAGUGUGUUACCCCUGUGGGAGGACAUAAGACUAGCACCACACUCUGGCAGAAUGGGAAGAACAUUACCACGGUAUUCUCAGCACACCAUACAAGACAGCUAGCUAAAAAGGGACAGAUCAAGGAAUAUGGGAACUCACUUGUAUUUUGAUUCCCACUCCCCCUGUAAUUCAUUAAGAGUGAUGUGAGCUUAUAGAGACAACAAACACACCAGAAAGACAGUAAGACAAAAUAUACUAUUGAGAAUCUGUAUUGGGAUGAAAACGAAACAUGACAAUCAUAUAAUUUAAUUGGUCUUAACUGACACUUCACAUGGAAUGAAAAUCACAAACAUUAAAUCCACCACUCUAUAGUCACUAGUAAAUUUUUCUCUAUGACAUUACACUGAGGAAAAUCUAAGAAUAAUUACAAAAUAUUUUGUACCAUCAGCAUAGUGGCUGUCAAACUAGGCUGAGCAACACAUGUAAUGCCAAGUUCAGUCCCCAUUGUGCUGCACACUUGUGAGAAGUCCCAUGCAGCACCACGUGCCUCAGUCUUGUGUACUUCUUGUGUUAAGUCAGGUUGUCAGAUGGGAGAGCUGACACUGCUUAUGUCACCACACACAGAAAGCCUCCAUGGAAACACCUCACAUUACAACAAAAUAUUAUAACUUCUCACAGA
Scylla paramamosain (green mud crab) is the source of this 3004-nucleotide messenger RNA. RefSeq names its product N(6)-adenine-specific methyltransferase METTL4-like (gene Mettl4). Bases 655 to 1440 code for a protein of 261 amino acids. Gene Ontology annotation, molecular function: nucleic acid binding; methyltransferase activity. Gene Ontology annotation, cellular component: nucleus. Gene Ontology annotation, biological process: methylation. The record is from RefSeq and is a predicted model, not a curated record. NCBI's taxonomy places the organism in Eukaryota, Metazoa, Arthropoda, Malacostraca, Decapoda, Portunidae. The transcript is spliced from 8 exons.